AUGACUGAGGUAACUGAGGUGUCUCAGAAGUCCCAAGGCAUUGGUCUCACCAAGCCUAUGGUCAUGGUCUGUCUCACAGCUGCGAUCAACUGCGCCUCAGUUGGUUACGAUUCCAGCAUGAUGUCCUCCAUCAACAUCUUGAGUUCAUUCAAGAAAGAGUUCGGCAUCACCACCAACCUCCUCGGCCUCCUUACCGCCGUGUCCAACCUGGGCGGCAUUGUUGGCGGGCUCUUUGCAGGCCAUGUUGUCGACCGCUGGGGCCGCAAGGGCGGCAUCUUUAUCUCUUCAACCCUCGUCUUCGUCUCCUGUAUCCUACUAUCCACCUCCACCACUCGCGCCCAGUUCUUUGUCGGCCGUGUUCUCGUCGGCGUCGCCAAGGCCAUUGAUAUCGCCGCCGUGCCUACCUACCUCGUCGAGCUCGCCCCGCCCUCUUCCCGCGGCUUCGUCGGUGGCCUAUACUGGGCUUGUUGGCUACUCGGUGCCAUAAUUUCCUCAGCCGUUGGGUACGGUGCGCGCAGUGUCGCCGGAGAAUGGUCCUGGAGACUGAUUUGCAUCUGCAUGGCCGGCCCGGCUCUAGGUUGCAUCGCCUUGCUGCCAUUUAUCCCCGAGUCGCCUCGCUGGCUCAUCUCCAAGGGGCAAGUGUCCAAGGGUCUCGAAGUCUUGACUGAGUACCACGGCAACGGUGAUGCCACGCAUCCCAUGGUCACUGCCCAGUUCCGUGAAAUCAACGAGACCAUCGCCUUGGAGAAGGAGAGCCAGUUCGAGUCAUAUGCCGCGUGGUGGAAAGCCUUUGCAAAGUCAAAAUCUAACCGCCACCGUAGCUUCAUCCUCCUGACCCUUGGUAUCUUUGAGCAGACUGUCGGUUCUAGCAUCAUCACCUUCUACCUCUCUCAAGUGCUGAAUCUCGCGGGUAUCACAUCAGAGCGCGAGCAGUUUGCCAUUAACUUAGGCCAGAACUGCGUUGCCUUUGUCUCUGCUCUUACCGGUAUUUGUCUGAUUGACAAGCUGGGUCGGGUGCCCAUGCUGACGGCUGGCACGGCUUUCUGCGCAGCUGUUCUGGCAUGCAUGGCUGGACUUACGGCUGAUCAGACGGGCAACGCAGCUGGUAGGAAUGGAAUCAUUGCCAUGGUCUUUCUGUUCCAAAUGGGUUACUCUUCUACCUGGACGCCAUUGUCCUUCUCGUACUGCGCUGAAGUUCUGAAUUUUACCAUCCGCGCCAAAGGCAUGGCAUUCUACUGCAUCUUCACAUCUUCGGCCGGUUUCUUCAACCAAUACGUUAUUCCUAUUGGUCUCGCCGGCAUCGGUUGGCGCUUUUACAUUGUUGGUGUCAUCUGGAAUACCCUUAUGGCUCUGGUGAUUUACUUUACCUACAUGGAGACCAAAGGUCUUACCCUGGAGCAGAUCGACAAGCGAUUUAACGGUAUACCGCGCGAUCAACUUGAUGAUGUGAUUGAGGCAUACGAUGGCGGCAAGCCUAUCUCGGAGGACGAAUUUGACCACAAAUCCGAGGCUAUGAUAAUCCCCACGGAUGUCAAGACCUGA
Colletotrichum spaethianum is the source of this 1542-nucleotide messenger RNA. RefSeq names its product lactose permease. The record is from RefSeq and is a predicted model, not a curated record. Gene Ontology annotation, molecular function: carbohydrate:proton symporter activity. Gene Ontology annotation, cellular component: membrane. Bases 1 to 1542 code for a protein of 513 amino acids. Gene Ontology annotation, biological process: transmembrane transport; carbohydrate transport. The transcript has 4 exons. Lineage: Eukaryota; Fungi; Ascomycota; Sordariomycetes; Glomerellales; Glomerellaceae.